This is a messenger RNA of Bombyx mandarina (wild silkworm), 6787 nucleotides long. It is a transcript of the gene Gp210, whose product is annotated as nucleoporin 210. Lineage: Eukaryota; Metazoa; Arthropoda; Insecta; Lepidoptera; Bombycidae. The record is from RefSeq and is a predicted model, not a curated record.
UAGAGGAGGUUAUUUAAACUGUUCGUUAUAAAAUAAUACGAAAAAGAUAAAUAUUAGGAAUUUCGUUUGCGUGACUACAACCAUGUAUUCACGAAAACAUUAUUUUACUGUAUUCAUUUUGUACUUAUGCUUAAAAACAUGUGAUAGUGCCAAAAUAAACACGCCGAGGGUGCUUCUUCCAUGGUUUGAAGAUUUCCACGUGAAUUUUACCUUCGAAAUUAUUGAAGGGGGCUGUUAUACAUGGAGUUUAUCGAGGGAUGACAUCAUUGACUUAGAACCCUUGUAUGAAAAUUCAUGGGAGCAUUGUUCACGGUCGGCGCGCGUAUCAGUCUCCAAGACAUGUAUUUCCCCAGGCACGGUAAUAAUUCUAGCCGAAGAAGUCAAUUCCGGAGAGAUUCUUCGAGGUGAUGUGGACGUCGAUGAAGUAAAGUCUCUGGAAGUAAUGUGCACAACAUGGAAGCUUUUCUUGGAAGAAGCUCCUGAGGCAUUUCAAGUUGUUGCUUAUGAUGAUCAAGGAAACAAAUUUUCAACACUAGAUGGCCUCACAUUUACUUGGACAGUUGAAAAUCUCGGCAAUAGUGCUGGUGAAGAUCCUUUAGUUAUGUUAGUUUGGUGGCGUGAUACAGAUUAUGAAGCUCCUCCCAGUGUCUUAGAGCUUGAAGCUCAAGGCAAACGCUCUUAUUCAGUGCUACUGUAUGGACAGGCUAUGGGUGAUUGUCGUGUGACCGUAUGUCUCAAAAAUAUUUGUUCUGAUUUCACCUUGCAAGUGGUUGCCAGUGUCGUUUUGAUGCCUGCAACCGCAGUUAUUGCUCCAGGAGAUACACUGAAAUAUAGAGUUGUACGAGCACGUGCAGGUCGCCUCACUGUACAAGACAUAUCUGAAACAUUAUACUACAUGAAAGUUCCAGAGACUGGUAUUGCUUUAUUGGAAGACAGUACAAGUUUGGUCCGAGGCAUGGACAUUGGAACAACAAAUAUAUUUCUUAUGUCAGGGGUCACAGAAGUCGCGUCUGCAACACUUUCUGUAGCUGAACCACACAGUAUCAGGGUCACAAUUAGACCUCCUGAACUAAUUAUACGCGGAGAAGCAUUUAUUGUACACAGUCUGUUGCUCGAUUCUACAGGCCACCCGCUUACUGCUGGUGAUGAAAUCCUGAUUAGGUUGUCAGUUGAAGGAGAUGCAAAUGUUGAUUUGUUCCGGUCUACAGAAAAUGGUACCAUUACAGAUGCGGUUGCCCUCAAUGCUGGCUCUUUCACAGUCACAGCAAGAUUACAUUCAAUUGCCGGUAAAACUGUAAACACGAAGGUGGAAGGUCAGGCAUCAGCAGUUGCUGUAGAACCACUUGAGAUAGUCCCACCUGAAACGUUCAUAGCGUGGACGGACACGAUUCAGGAAUUAACACUUCAACACCGUGGGGGUGGUGAUGAACCAGUCGUAUGGUCCGAGAAAGAUAACGACGGUGGCGGCAUUUCUCUUGCAUCAACGGGAAUAGCCACGAUUCGUGGAUUGGGAGAUGUCGAUGUACAAGUGCAAUUAAAGAAGUACCCUCACGUACGUGCCACGGGACGUGUGUGGUCAGCUCCAGCGGAGUUAUUGCAAGUGUCGAGCUCUGGGCACGCACGCGUCGGCAGGCCUCACCAUUUGCACGUAGCACUCACCGCGACGCAUCCUACCACAGGCGAACUAUACAAUUUCGACAUUUGUAACUGUGCAUCGUUUGCGGUUUCGCUACUCGAAGGCCCCGAACCUCACAAUGUAACUUCUGCACCUUGGGUCCAGCCCGUCGAAGGAGCGUGUUGUGUGUUAGAGUGUAUAUUUAUAUCCCGGGGCGUGGCCACAGUGCGCGUGGCUCGAGGUCGCACCGGCGACACCACGCGCGUGGCAGUCCGAGCCGCGCCGACCUUACUCUGGCCUAAGAACGCCGCAGCGCUCGUCGGAGCCACUUUACCCGUUCUAGCAGAGGGAGAGUCGCUAGAACCAGUAUCAAAUGAGCCCCGAAUUGCAGAGCUAUCUUCAAGAAGCGGUCCGUCGCCACACAGGUACCCUCAAGUGCAGUUGUUUUCUUUCAAGUGUCAUAGAAAGGGUGAUGCGCGUGUGGAGUUGAUUUCGCAAUCGGAUGAUGAACGCGAAUCGGUGCGCAUAGAUACAGCGUGCGCUCCGCACGUGUCGCGGGUGCGCCUGGAACUGCCCGACGUGCACGCCAACUGUACCGGAGGCCCGAGACUGUGGUUGCGUCCCGGCCACGAACUGUCCAUCAGAGUUACGUUAUUGGACGCUAUUGGACGGGAACUUUUGGAUGAGCGAGGACCUAGAGUCACGUGGGAAAUCGAGCCUCACCAUUCAGGUAUACAGUAUAGAGCCACGGAUAGAUUGUUUAUCGAAACGCAUCCGGAAUACGCUCCCGUCCCCGUUCCUUAUAAGUAUUAUCAGUUGGUGAUCGCAGACGAACAGGCCGUGGGCUGGAGUGGAGUCCUCAAAGCAAACAUUCCGGAAGCUGUUGCUAGUAUUCAGGCCAAAGUUGUUGCACCGUUGAAGCUGGAUUUGGUUCAGAUAAACCUUGCCUGGGAGGGUGAAAUCCUAAACAACAUAGCGACAGUAUCCGGUGGUAGUGGUCGUUACACCGUUGAAACAGCCAAAGGGGUUGUAGCCAGUGUGGACAAUGGAAAGCUUUCUACUGUAGUACCGGGCCCUGGGUCUUACGAGCUUGUUGUCACCGAUCUUUGUGUCCACGGAGAAAAACAAAUAGUCGAGGUUAAUAUUGAAGAGAUUUUAAGCGUCGAGGUGUCGACAGCCCGUGCGGUUUGUGUGGGAGGGUGCGUGCCGAUAACGACACUAGUUAAAGGAGUGUCGCGCAGGUAUAUAUCGAGCAGUCGCAAUCCGGACUACAGGACCGUAGGAAAUGUGGCGGUCACAAAUGGAACUCUCUGUGGAGUGAAAGAGGGAACCGGGAGGGUCAGAGCUUCUUUGGGUGGAGUUUGGAGUUCAGAAGUUGAGGUGACCGUAUUCCCUCCCCUAGAGAUCAUACCUCCGAGGGCUCGCUUGCCGCCCGGCGCGCGGUUGCAGCUGCAACACAGAGGCGGUCCUCCUCCGCAUCUGGCGUCACUAAACUACAUCGGACUCGCACCGCACGGUCCUGCCGAAGUGUCUUCGACCGGGUCAGUUCAGGGUCUAUCGACCGGCACGGCGCGCAUCAAGUUGGUGGCCACUGAUAUUGCUGACGUUGAAAUGGCCAGUGCUGAAUCUGAAGUUGAGGUCAUUCCGAUAACCGGUCUUCGUGUACGAGCGGCUACUCAAACUCUUCUCGUGGGAUCUCCAUCUCCGCUGUGGGUGGAGGCUGCGGGACUCGGGGCGUCGUCGCUGGCCGCGCUGCAUCCCGCGCCCAGACUCACCUGGACCAUAAGGGAUGGGACUUCGGCUAGGCUCUACACAACACAUGCUGACGAUUUAUUGGAAAGGUCAGUUGCUGAUGGUCUGUCAGUGCGAGUGGUGCCCCUGAAGCCCGGAGUCAUAACUAUUGACGUUCGUGUACGAAAUAUGGGACAGGCUGUCGAGACUCGCACUUGGGACAGCACGAUCGAGAUCCUAGCCGUAUCCGACAUUCGGACUUCGGUGGAUGGGCUGCCGAAGCCGCUGCGGUCCGGCGAGCGCCUCGCCCUGGCCCCCGGGUCGGUUCUGCGACUCAAGUCGUUGCCCAGGAGCAGUUGGUCGGCUCUCAGCGAGGGCUCGUUCGAAGUCAACCCUAACGGCGAACUCAGGGCCUUGAAACCGGGACACGGUGUUAUAGUGGCCCAACACAAGGACGACAGAAAUAAUAUCUAUAGGGAGACGGUUCUCCACGUCGAAGUAUCAACACCACACUACUGCACGGCAGAACCGUCAGGGGAGCACGACGAGACCACCGUGAGACUGGUGAUGAGGAGCUCUAUAGGCCGCGAGCUACUGGCGCCCGACGCUAACGUCACGGUUCUCUCGUCACUGGUCGCACACUCGAGGCGCGCCGUCCACAAUGCUCUUGGAAAUGAAAUAGUCAUAGCCAAUUUGAACUCUGCGGGUGCUUUUGUGAGCUUCGCGGGUACAGCCGGAGGCGUGACCGUCAGAGACGACGUAUGGGUCACCGGUUCCGAUUCAAAGACUGACAGGAUAGUAGCGGCGGGAGGGUGGGGCGUGUGCCUGGAGGGCGUGGGGUGGCGCGUGCCGAGCGGCGUGCGGGCCGCGGCGGGCGCGGGCGCCACGCUGGCUGUCCUCACCGAUGACGUCACCGCGCACCACGUGCUGCGGCUGGACCGACCCGCCAUCGCCUGCACGCUACAACAGAUACCCGUCGAAAAGAUCGAGUUCAAGCAAGGCGAAUGGGCGUCCUCACUGGUCCCGUUGUCUAUCGAAGCGUCCGGACUGACGUCGGGUCCGUUGCUGUGCACGGAGGAGCAGCGCUACGCAUUGGAAGGCGUACAAAUACAACUACCCUACACUUGCAGAACCAAGCCGCCGCAUACAGCGGAGCCCGUGCUCGACAUGAUCAAUGGACAAAUGGGAUGUAAGAUUGUACCAGCGAGCGUCAUCACGGAGGCCUCGGAUGUCGAGCUGUGCGCGGAGUGGGGCGCCUACCGAACCUGCACCAAAACGUAUUUGCUGCCAUUGAUUCACACAUCUGCUUCUAAGGUGUCACUGCUGCAUCCCCCCGCAGUGUUCACCGUGGAAGGACACCCUUUGGCCUUGAAACUAGUCAAGGUCACUCCUUCGCCUGGCCUUAUAGUUGAUACGGCGCAUAAAGAUGGUGAAAUCACAGUGACCGUCUCUAACGAAGCGUCGACAUGCGGCACUGGCUGGGUGGAGGUGAAGUCGAGGCUGACCGCGCAGGAGUUGCGGGUCGAGGUGGAGAGGGAGUGUGACGUGUCGUGCGGGACGUUGCUGGGGGCUCUGUUCUCUCUGCUGCGGCCCUACCUGUCGACCCUGUUCACUGUUGCGGCCGUCGCGGCGGCCUACAUGUUCAUACAAUCGAAGCUGCAACACAAAUCCCAGAUACGAAUGCCGACGGAGCCCGUUCAGACCGUGCUGCCUCCGCUGAACGCGAGUCCGAUGUCGCGUCGAACCCGCACCUGGUCGCGCAGUCCAUACGCCGCCAACGGUCCCGCGUCUCCCGUCUACGGGGACGCCAGCGUGUUGCCCGACAGCAGUUUCUCUCCCACGAGAAACCAAUCCGGCUUCCUAUAGCUGUUGUGUUUAAAUAAGAAAAGUGAAAAGACACGGUGAUAAUUAAAAAAAUUUAAACUUGGCAACAUUCAAGUCAAAGUAUUGCGGUGCGAUCCCGCUGCCUGAGUGAUAUGCUAAAAAAUAGAUCCUAUUACGUGCCUCUGUAUAAAUUCAUCAAAAAUACAGUGGGGAAAGUAUAAUAAACCAAAUAAAAAUACUAAGACUUGGCCUAAAGGUCUAGAGAUACCAGGCCAUAAACGCCAAAAAAAAAAUAUUGCGGUGCGACACAGAGACGCGUGAUUGGAUCAAAUAUUUAACAGUCGAAUUUGGGCCUAAUCUGACCACAAUAGAUACGGCUCAACCGAAAGUUCGAGAUGGAAUGCUUAGCAGAAUUGAAUGUAAAACUGUAAUUAAGUUUUAAGUGUGUUCAAAUCUCAUUGACUGAUUGUUGACUUCAUUGUGAUGCAUCUCGUAUCGUAUUAAAAGUGUAUUUAUGAACACGGCAAGACAGUUUAGUUUUUUACGGUGCAUCUUACAUGUUGUGAUAAAGGUGAAAGUAUAAUAAAGGUGCCUAGUCGAAGUUGAAUCGAAGUGUGGGAUUUGUUGUGUACAAUAAUGAUGUAAGUGCUUUUUACGUAUAUUUAAUUGUUUGUGUGACUUAAUCAAAGUGGUGAUUUGUGAAUGAAAAUUCAUUAUUGGUAUUUUCAUGUGUAUGUGUUUCAAUGAACUAUAGUGAAUGUCAUAAAGUAAGUUUCAUUUUUUGGUUGUGAUGGAAAACUUGCAUAAUUAACAACAAAAAAACCUGUUUUUAUUCUUUAUUCAGCUGAACGAGGUUUGAUGUUGAUUAAAAUUGAAGAGCAUCAUAAUAUUUUUAAAUUCGGCAUUACAUUAUUUCUAUUAUUUAUUUCAAUAUGUUUUCUUUUGUUAAUGGCUCAAUUAAAACCAUAAUUUGUCAUUUACAUUUUCCCACUAAAAUAAUACUUUGUGUAUAAUAGAAGUUUACAGUUACAUGUAAAUUAAGACCAGUUAUAAGACCCAAUUUACCAUUACAUUAUAUGUAAAGAAGGGAGCUUAAAAUAUUAAGGUUUUUCUUUGAAUCCACUACUAGACAUAUUAGAGUACCCCUUAAUAAAUAAUACAACUGUAACUGUAAUAUAAACUAUUUUUGUACAAAUUGAAGUGAAAAAAUUAACAAAAGAUAUCAACGGUAUUUUGUAUGAAACGUUCAAAGUGAAAAGUUGAAUUGAUUUUUAGAUCUUUAAGUAGAUAGUUAUAAUUAUAAUCACAACGAAUAGGGUAUUUUAGUGAAAAAAAUAUCUCUUACAUGUUUUAAAUGUUUUGAUUUUUUUAUCUUAAACAAAUUUCUUAAAUGGCAUGUAUUGAGGGAGCCUAGAUAGGUGAUCUUGUUGGAACUGUAGCCUGUAGGUUCAUUGGUAAAGAAUAUAUUAUACACUGAGUGAAACGGUAUAUAUGGUAGAAAGAGAUGCAAGAGAACUGCAGUAACAGGGAUGACAUGCGUUUCAGUUUGAAGGGUGGGGCACCCGUUGUAACUAUACUGAGACCUUAGAACUUAUAUCUCAAGGUGGGUGGCGCAUU